UGGCGGGGGAGCUCGGGCCCAACCGGACGGCGCGGAGGCGCUCGGAAAACUGAAUUAAAAAACGUAAAGAGGCGGCGCGGCCCCUUUAAGAGCGGAGCAAAGGCGCGAGCGCAACAGCGGUGAAAAUGGCGGCAGCUGCGGCCCCGCGCGCGCUCAUAUAGGACAAAGCCGCGGCUCCCAUUGGUCGGCGCCGCCCCUUUCCAUCCUUCUAUUGGUCAAUCUCGUUGUCAGUCCAGCUCUCUGCUCUCCAAUUGGCUUACAACCUCUCUUAAGCCCCGCCCACCGACGCUCCGGCGCUCUCGGAGGACCUCCCCGCCCCGUCUCUGUGGUCUGGCGAUGAUCGACAUGCACAGCAGCCAUUGGGAAGAGCGGAUGGGCGUUGGCGCGCAGAAGGGGAGGCCAAUGGGAGCGCUGGGGGCGGGGCCCGUCGGUGAUGGCGCGGGAGGGUGCCUUGGAUGAUCCAGCUGUGCCCACAGAUGUUAAGGGCCCGCAAAAACGCCUUCCUGCCCCCGGAACGCCCCAGAUGUCAUUGGGAAGGGGCCAGAUCCAGAUGCUGAGGACCCAAAAACGCCCAAAGCAGCUCAAAACACUUUGGAGGCUCCAGAUGUGGCAGCAGAAACCCCAAAUCCAGAUGUGCUGCAGGCCCAAAAAUGGGCACCGCAUGCUGCUGGUGGACAGCGACACAGAUGUGGAGGACGAGGGGCCAAAUCCAGAUGUUGGCCCCCCAAAACAUCUUAAAAUGACCCAAAAUGUGCCUGAAACACCAGAUGUGGGGCUGAAAAUCUCAAAUCCAGAUGUUCCAUGGCUGAAAAAUGGGCGUGGGACGCUGCAGGUGGAGAGCGACACAGAUGUGGAGGAGGAGGAGGUUGAUCCAGAUGCGGAGCCCCCAAAACGACUGAAAAUGACCCAAAAUGUCUCAGAAACUCCAGAUGUGGUAGCAAAGACCCCAAAUCCAGAUGUUUCAGGCCCAAAAACGCGAUGUGGGAUGCAGGUGGUGGACAGUGACACAGAUGUGGAAGAGGAUCCAGAUGUGCCACCCCAGAAAAGGCUCAAACUGACCCAAAACAUGCCUGCAAUUCCAGAUGUGGAGGUGGAAACCCCAAAUCCAGCUGUGGGAACGCCCAAAACUGGACACUGGACAAUGCUGGUGGACAGUGACACAGAUGUGGAGGGGGAGGAGGAGAAUCCAGAUGUGCAGCUCCCAAAACAACUCAGGAUGACCCAAAACGUGCCUGAAACGCCAGAUGUGGCAGCAACGGCCCCAAAUCCUGAUGUUUCGGGCCCAAAACUCCAUUCCCGGAUGCUGCUGCUGGACAGCGAUACAGAUAUGGAAGAGAAAGUGAAUCUGGAUGUGCAGCCCCCAAAAAGGCUCAAAGUGACCCAAAAUGUGCCCAGAAUUCUAGAUGUGGGGGUGGAGACCCCAAAUCCAGCUGUGGAAAGGCCCAAAAUUGGUCAUCAUACGUUGGUGAUGGACAGCGACACAGAUGUGGACACGGAUCCAGAUGUGCAGCCACCAAAAAGGCUCAGGAGGACCCAGAAUGUGCCCAAAACUGCAGAUGUGCGAUGGGGGACACCAAAUCCAGAUGUUUCAGGCCCCACAAUCGGGUGUCAGAUGCUGGUGGACAGCAGCGACAUAGAUGUGGAGGAGGAUCCAGAUGUGGAGCCCCCAAAAUGGCUCAGAGGGACCCAAAACGUCCCCGAAACUCCAGAUGUGGCUGCAAAGACCCCAAAUCCAGAUGUUUCUGGCCCCAAAAUCGGGCGUCAGACAUUCCUGGUGGACAGUGACACAGACGUGGAGGAGGAGAAUCCAGAUGCUGAAACCCUAAAAAAGCUUGAAAUUACCCAAAAUGUGCCUGAAAGUCCAGAUGUGGUGACACAGACCCCAAAUCCAGAUGUUGGAGUGACCAAAAAUGGGCGUCAGGCACUACUGGUGGACAGUGACACAGAUGUGGAGGAGGAGGAAGGGAAUCCAGAUGUUUGUCCUUCAAGAAGAUGGAAAAAUCCUCAAAACAUGCUCCAAACUCCAGAUGUGCCCACACAGCCCCCAAGUCCAGCUGUGGAGGGGUCACAGAGGGGUCACCGGGCGCUGCUGGAUGACAGCGACACAGAUGUGGAGGAGGAGGCAAGUCCAGAUGUUGGAUCCCUAAAAAGACUGAAACCAGCCCCAAACGUGCCUGAAACUCCAGAUGUGAGGCUGAAAACGCCAAAUCCAGAUGUUUCAGGCACAAAAAUUGGGUGGUGCGAUGCUGCUGGUGGACAGCGAGACAGAUGUGAUGUUGGGGAGGCUGAGGCAGAUCCAGAUGUUAGGAGCCCAAAACAACUCCAAAUGACUCAGAAGCCACACGAAAUUCCAGAUGUGGAGGAGGAAGAGGAAUCAGAUCCAGAUGUAGCCACCCAGCUGUUCCUGCCCUCUCCAGACGUUGGGAGCCCAGAAAGCCCCAAAAUGGCCCCAAAGGACCCCAAAAACCCAGAUGUGGAGGAGGAAGAGGACCCCACCCUCAAUGUCCAUAAAAGGAAAUGGGCAGGGCUCGGUGGUGACCUCAUCCCCAGAGGAGGCGGAGCCAACAGGGGAUGCCAAGCGCAGGCUCCGCCCCCGGCAGCGCCGGGCUCCGCCCACAUCCGGGUGCUGUUCACGGGCCUGGUGGCCUCCCCGGCGCUGCGGGUGGCCCUGGGGACGCUGGGUGGCACCGAGGCCACGUCGGUGCACGAUUGCAGCCACCUGGUGACCGAUGGCAUCCGCCGGACACUGAAGUUCCUGUGUGCCCUGGGCAGGGGCGUCCCCAUUGUCACCCCCCAGUGGCUGCUAGAGAGUUCCCACAGUGGCCGCCCGCUGUCCCCAGGUCCCUUCCUGCCCCGGGACCCCUCCUGUGAGCGGCGCUUCGGCUUCCGCCUGCGCCCGGCGCUGGCCCGGGCCCGGGAGCGGCCCCUGCUGCAGGGGUACCAGGUGCACGUCACCCCCAGUGUCCAGCCCGUGCCCGAGGACAUGCGGGACAUUGUCACCUGCUGUGGUGGCACCUUCCUGCCACAGCUGCCCCGGGAACACGCGCCCUGUGUCCUGGUGAUCUCGUGUCCCCAGGACCGCUGGCUGUGGCCCCCGGCCGUGGCCGCGCGGCUCCCGCUGCUCCGGCUGAGCUGCCUGCUCUCGGGGGUCCUGCAGCAGCGCCUGGAGCUGGCCCCGUUCCUGCUGAGCCCCCUGGCAGCCCCCCCAGCCCCCCCAAAACACCCCUGAGCCCCCUGAAAAAUCCCCCAAAUCUCACCCAACAACUCCAAAAUUCCACCCAAAAAAACACAAAUCCCACCCAAAACAAAAAAAAUCCCACCCAAAAUACCUCGAAUCCCGCCCAAAAUAUCCCAAAUCCCACCCAAAACCAAAAAAAUCCCACCCCAAAACCCCCAAAUCCCACCCAGAAACGGAAAAAUCCCUCCCAAGAACCCCCAAAUCCCUCCCAAAAAAACCCCAGAUCCCACCCCAAAAAACCCAAAUCCCACCCAAAAAAGCAAAAACGCAUCCCAAAAAAACCCCAAAUCCCUCCCAGAAACAAAAAAAUCCCCCCCAGAAAUGCCCAAAUCCCACCCAAAGUACCCCCACCCCAAACCCACUCCUGGGCCCCCAUUUUGGGGCCUCCACCCCCCCCGCCCGAGCCCCCCCAGGACCCGGAGUGGGCGGAGACCCCCCCCAAAAUCCCCCCCUCAAAAACCCCAAAUUCAGGGACCCCCCAAAAAACCCGCAAAAUCCACCCCAAAAAAAACCCAAAUCCACCCAAAAAAAAACCCCAAAACGACCUCAGGGUCACUCAGAGGGUCCUGACCCCGAUUUUGGGGUCCCAGAUCCCCCACAGGAUCCCCCCAGGACCCGGAGCCAUCGGGGGACCCCCCCCAAAAUCCCCCUCAGGACCCCCCAAAUUCAGGGUCACCCAAAAAAAACCCCAAACCUGCCCAAAAAAAAACCAAAUCCACCCCAAAAAAACCCCAAGCAGCCCCGGAGUCUUUCAGGGGGUCCCAACCCCAAUGUUGGGGUCCCCAGAUCCCCCCCUGGAGGCCCCCAGGACCCGGAGCGGGCGCAGACCCCCCCCAAAUCCAAGGAACUCAAAAAAAACCCCAAACCCGCCCCAAAAAGCCCCAAAUUCCAUCCCAAAACGGCCCCCGGGGUCCCCCCGAGGGUUCCCCCCCCAGUUUUGGGGUCCCUGAGCCUCCCCCGAGCCCCCCCCCAGACCCGGAGCCGCCGGGGGCCCCAAUAAAGUGAAUUUGGGCAGCGGA
This is a messenger RNA of Vidua macroura (Pin-tailed whydah), 4257 nucleotides long. RefSeq names its product mediator of DNA damage checkpoint 1 (gene MDC1). Gene Ontology annotation, biological process: positive regulation of transcription initiation by RNA polymerase II. The record is from RefSeq and is a predicted model, not a curated record. Gene Ontology annotation, cellular component: nucleus. Lineage: Eukaryota; Metazoa; Chordata; Aves; Passeriformes; Viduidae.